Molecule: messenger RNA, 1971 nt
Organism: Pisolithus orientalis
Lineage: Eukaryota; Fungi; Basidiomycota; Agaricomycetes; Boletales; Pisolithaceae
Exons: 7
Coding region: 1-1971 (656 amino acids)
Biological process (GO): mRNA splicing, via spliceosome
Cellular component (GO): cytoplasmic stress granule
Molecular function (GO): mRNA binding
Source: RefSeq, a predicted model, not a curated record
AUGGACGACGCUCAAACAGCUUUCGCUACUCACUACCCUUCUUACGCCUUUGAUCUCGACAUGAUGAAGAGGUCUAUGGAUGCAGUCGGAGGCCCUGAUGCCAAAAAAGCCCGUUGGUCACCACCCUCAUACAAUGGAACUGGUGGUCUCUCUUCGACGACUACGGGCGGUACCGCUAAUUCCGGCAGCGCCUUCCACCCGCGACCCGUUUGUCAACUAUGGAUAUGGUCCUCAAGCAUCCAUAAAUCAACCCUGCUUUUCAGCCCGCCGGUUCUCCGUCGUUUACAUCUAACGCACUGUACUUCAACUCCCUCCCUUACGAUCAACACGGGAAUGGGUGUAAAUGGACACGGUCAAGUACAGAUGAGCCCACACCCGAUGUCCAGCAGCGGUUUCGCACAGCAGCAGCAACAGCAGCAGGCAGGUGGUCAGGGUCAGGCUGGCCAGUUUGGAUACUGGGAUGCUGGGCAUGGGCCUGCCAAGUGUUGGGAUGCUUGGGCGGCUUUGGAUAUCCGAGUCAAUCAGGAAACUUCGGACAAAAUUUCUCUCAACAGCCACGUCUCCCGUCACUUAACGUCAACAUCCCACCGACCCCCGGGGCUUACUCACCCUGCUGCUCUCUCUGCGGCUCUCUCGGGCACCCCUAACGCUCUCAUAGGACGAACUGUUUACGUCGGAAAUUUACCUGCGACGGCCUCUGUUGACGAACUUUUAAAUCUGGUGCACUUUGGCCCACUCGAGUCCAUUCCGCCCUUCCACGCGGAUGCGACGAUCAAGAAGCUCUCUCUUCAUGGACAAGAGCUUAAAAUCGGCUGGGGAAAACCAUCUCCCGUCAGCGCUCAAGUCCAACUUGCAAUUCAGCAGAGCAACGCAAGCAGGAACGUUUAUCUUGGUGGCUUGGAUGAGGAAAUGACGGAAGAACAGCUCAGGGAUGAUUUGAGCCGGUUUGGCCUCAUCGAUCAAGUCAAGAUUGUCCGAGACAAGAACAUCGGGUUUGUUCACUUCCUGAGCAUCGCUAUCGCUACCAAGGUUGUCAAUACUCUUCCAACCGAACCUGCUUGGGCGGGGAAGCGUAUCAACUAUGGCAAAGACCGCUGCGCUUAUGUUCCUAAAUCCCAGCAAGCCGCAGCACAGGCCGCACAGGCCGCCGCAGCCCAAUCUCUCGUGGCGCAAUCGGCCACGCUCUCUCCCGGUACUGGGGCAAACCCAUUUGGAGCCAGUCCAUUCGGUGGCUCGUUCUCGCCUUACGCUGCGUUUGCUCCGGAUGGUAUGAACUUUGCUGCUGCCGGCGCUGCUGGAAUGGGCAUGCAGGGAAUGAACAGAACGGUGUAUUUGGGGAAUAUUCAUCCUGAGACUGCGACGGAGGAUUUGUGUAAUGCGAUUCGUGGAGGCGUGUUACAGAGCGUGAGAUAUAUGCAGGAUAAGCACAUUGCGUUCGUGACAUUUGUGGACCCUGCAGGCCGCGUUUACGUUCUUCCAGGUGUCAUCCUACCAAGGACUGACGCUGAACAACCGGCGGCUCAAGAUCGGGCAACUAUCGAGGACUUCGAAGUCUUCAGCGAGGAGAAGCUUAAGCGUGACUUUGGAGAGUAUGGCGAGAUCGAACUUCGUCAAUUUCCUCAAGGAGAAGUACGCGUUUUCAUGUUGAAUUUGUAUCAUGGAACGGAUAUUAAUGGACGUCGCCCUAAAGGAACUGUGCAUUCGUCAACUUCACUAACAUCUCGAAUGCGAUCAAAGCGAUCGACGGAAUUAAGAACAAACCCGACUACGCAAACUUGCGCAUCGCCCAUGGCAAAGAUCGGUGUGCAAACCCACCGCGAUCAGGUCCUCAUGGUGGUGGUUCGCGGCGGUCAGCAAGCGGGAAUACUGCUGCUGCGGCGCACAGUGGAGGUGGAGAUACUGAAGAGGCAGAAGGAGCCGAGGAUGCUGGCUGAUGGUGAACAGCCAGAGGAAAACGGAGUUGCGUCCUAG